Messenger RNA from Cyprinus carpio (common carp), 477 nucleotides. RefSeq names its product dynein beta chain, ciliary-like (gene dnah9l). The record is from RefSeq and is a predicted model, not a curated record. Gene Ontology annotation, biological process: microtubule-based movement. Lineage: Eukaryota; Metazoa; Chordata; Actinopteri; Cypriniformes; Cyprinidae. Gene Ontology annotation, cellular component: dynein complex. The transcript is spliced from 2 exons. Gene Ontology annotation, molecular function: minus-end-directed microtubule motor activity; ATP binding; dynein intermediate chain binding. The coding region runs from base 61 to 468 and encodes 135 amino acids.
GUCCAUAUGUACAGAUGGUAUUGGUGCACUCGGCAGAGACAACCUACCUGACGUACAUUCAUGGAGUUACUUCUGCAGAAGGGGAAGCCGGUGAUGUUAGUCCGAAAUGCUGGUGUAGGGAAAACUAUCCUGGUCUGGGAUAAGAGUUCCAAAUUCAAAGAGGAAUUCAUGGUGGCAAAAGUACCUUUCAAUUACUACACGACCUCAGCAAUGUUACAACGUGUGCUGGAGAAGCAUCUGGAGAAGAAGGCAGGCCAGAACUUUGCUACUCCUGGAACUAAAAAGCUUAUCUACUUUGUGGAUGACCUAAACAUGCCUGGGGUAGAUGCAUAUGGCACCGUUCAGCCUCAAACCCUUAUCAGACAGCACCUGGACUACUCCCAGUGGUAUGUACAUCAAAGCUUUGUAUAUGAAACAGUCUUAUUUUUAAAUAUGCUUUUAAUAAACUUAGAUGUUUGUAUUUUGUAGGUAUGACCA